This is a messenger RNA of Pipistrellus nathusii (Nathusius's pipistrelle), 1332 nucleotides long. The record is from the annotation of a GenBank genome assembly. Lineage: Eukaryota; Metazoa; Chordata; Mammalia; Chiroptera; Vespertilionidae.
AUGCUGGCGGCGCUGGCGGCGCGGGCGCGGGCGGCCGCCCUGCGCGGGAGGAGGCCCGGCCGUGCGCGCGGCCCGGGCGGCGGCCGGCGGCUGGGGACCGGCCCGCCGCCCGCAGCUACUGACAAUGUGAAGCCAUUGGAGGGUAUAAAAGUUCUGGAUCUAACAAGAGUAUUGGCAGGACCUUUUGCUACGAUGAAUUUAGCAGAUCUUGGAGCAGAAGUUAUAAAAGUGGAAAGACCAGGAGCUGGUGAUGAUACACGAACGUGGGGGCCGCCUUUUGUGGGGACAGAAAGUACUUAUUUUCUCAGUGUAAAUCGAAAUAAAAAAAGUAUAGCUGUUAAUAUCAAGGAUCCAAAAGGAGUGAAAAUCAUCAAAGAGCUCGCAGCUGUGUGUGACGUGUUUGUAGAGAACUAUGUCCCUGGCAAACUGUCUGCAAUGGGCCUGGGAUACGAAGAGAUAGACAGAAUCGCUCCUCACAUCGUCUAUUGUUCCAUCACAGGGUAUGGCCAGACAGGUCCACUGUCUCAGCGAGCUGGUUAUGAUGCUGUGGCCUCUGCUGUCUCUGGUCUGAUGCACAUCACAGGCCCUGAGGAUGGAGAUCCAGUUCGUCCAGGAGUGGCCAUGACUGAUCUUGCCACUGGCCUGUAUGCAUGUGGAGCCAUUAUGGCUGGAUUGAUACAAAGAUACAAAACUGGAAAAGGACUGUUCAUUGAUUGUAACCUACUGUCAUCUCAGGUGGCAUGUUUAACCCAGGUCGCUGCUAAUUAUCUUAUUGGCCAACAAGAAGCAAAACGUUGGGGAACAGCUCAUGGCAGCAUUGUUCCCUACCAGGCUUUUAAAACCAAGGAUGGCUAUCUUGUAGUUGGAGCAGGAAAUAACCAACAGUUUGCUACUGUGUGCAAGAUCUUGAAUUUGCCUGAACUGAUUGAUGACUGCAAAUAUAAAACUAAUCACCUUCGGGUACAGAAUAGAAAAGAGCUUAUUAAAAUAUUAUCUGCCCGGUUUGAAGAAGAAAUGACCAGCAAGUGGUUACAUCUCUUUGAAGGCAGUAAGGUCCCCUAUGGCCCAAUAAACAAUAUGAAGAAUGUAUUUGCAGAACCUCAGGUGAUACACAAUGGCCUCAUUAUGGAAAUGAAACAUCCAACUGUGGGGAAGAUAUCAGUCCCAGGCCCAGCUGUGAGAUACAGUAAGUUCAAGAUGUCAGAGGCCAGGCCACCUCCCCUGCUUGGGCAGCACACGACGCACAUCCUGAAAGAGGCCCUCAGAUAUGAUGACAAGACCAUCGCCGAGCUGCUCAAGACUGGAGUAGUGAACCAACAUGAAGCCCAGUGA